AUGCCAGUAGCUUGUGAGACAUACUACUCCGUAGUUGCGGAUCUUUUGAGGAACGAAGCUCGAGCUCCGUAUCAACUGCACGGGCUAAAAUCUGCUUUUGAUCUGAUUUUCUUGGAUCUCCUACUUGGCACAAUGCACAUAUUCCACCUCAUUUAUAAAGCUUUGGAGCAUGUCUUCUUGUAUGUCAUCCAACUUGCAUUGAAGACUUUGGCCAAAGGUCCUAUCCCACGACAUGUAGCGUUCAUAAUGGAUGGAAACCGACGAUAUGCAAAAGAGAACGACCUUUCUGUCGCAUCGGGUUAUUUAGCUGGUGCAAAGGUUCUAACGAAGAUCGUGGAUCUAUGCUUCGACUGCGGAAUCAAUACCAUAUCCCUCUAUGCCUUCAGCCUUGAAAACUUCCACCGACCCAAAGAGCAGGUUGAUAUUCUUAUGAAGUUGCUGGAUGGGACACUUGGAGAAAUGGGCGACAAUGACCCAUUGGUGAAGAAACAUGAUAUUAGAAUCAGAGUAUUGGGUCGUUUGGAAUUGCUAGAAGAUAACGCUUUGAGGGCUAUUGUCAAGGCUACGAACGCCACGAAGAACAAUCAGGGUAAGGUUUUGAACAUUUGUAUCGCUUAUACUAGCAGGGAUGAGAUAACCUCUGCUAUCAGAGAGACUGUUGCUGCAUCUGGCUUCCUUGGCAAGAUCACGGCAAAGUCUUUGACGGAGAAUAUGUUUAUGGGGUUUCCGCCACUGGAUAUUAUGAUACGUACUUCGGGAGUCUACCGGUUGAGUGAUUUUAUGCUCUGGCAGUGCCACCAAGAUACUGAUAUAGAGGUUGUGGGGAUGAACUGGCCUGAUUUUGGAAGAUGGGAUAUAGGUUUGAUUUUGUUGAGAUGGCAAAGUAGAAGAAGAACUCUGACUGAUAUGUAA
Penicillium vulpinum is the source of this 912-nucleotide messenger RNA. RefSeq names its product undecaprenyl diphosphate synthase family protein. Lineage: Eukaryota; Fungi; Ascomycota; Eurotiomycetes; Eurotiales; Aspergillaceae. The record is from RefSeq and is a predicted model, not a curated record. Bases 1 to 912 code for a protein of 303 amino acids. The transcript has 2 exons. Gene Ontology annotation, cellular component: endoplasmic reticulum; membrane; lipid droplet. Gene Ontology annotation, molecular function: ditrans,polycis-polyprenyl diphosphate synthase [(2E,6E)-farnesyl diphosphate specific] activity.